GCGAGGAACACAUACUGAGAACAAGAGGCACAAUUCGAGAAAUGAAGAGCACAGCUUUCGCCAGCAACAAAAAAGUAUUGUUACGUAAAUUCGAUUUGAGGUGCUCUCACGCAGGCCUUUUCUCCUUUCCUGUGUUUCCCCUCUCUCCACCUUACUCCAUGGCCCGGCCCUCCAAUGCCCUGCUUGUAUUUCUCCUCCUAUGUCUCCCAUCUCUUACAUUCGCACUGGACGUCCGUGAUACCCUUGCUCGACUUUGGCGACGUUCAUCAAGAAGUGUCCCGGCUGCGGGAUAUUCGAAUCCCAAUGACAACGGAGGAUCGAUGUUGACGAAAGUCCUAGGGACAACAUACCCAGCAGGCCAGGGAGAGCCCGUCAACACGAUAAUAUCAGGCAACUCGAACUCGGCCGUGCUAGUCGACCAGGAGACAGACGGGGGUCUCAGAAAUUAUUACUUAUCAUUAUCCUUUUCCAGCGAAUGUCUAGGGCAGCAUUCGGGAACCGACCAACAGGUGAAUUUGGGUGAUGGGAAUGGUUAUCUAAACGAGACGGCUGUGAUUCGGUAUAAUUAUGGUGACCCUUCAUUGGGUGCUUGCACGGAGACGAUCAAAGGUGGAAACCACUUUCGGUACUGGGUACAGAAUGGUAAGGAUGCGAAUACCGGGGCUAUCUUUAUGGCAGUAUCCUACGAAAUGCCAAUAGCCCAAGACCACGACAUUGUUGUGAACGGCUACAACCUGGCUCGCGACUACAUCGUCGGCAACAUUAGCGGGACCGUAAUACCAACGCUGAACCUCACGAAUUCGUCUACCUACUCUGGAAACACGUCAUAUGGUGGCUAUACCUACAAGACAGACAUCUCGUACGUCUCGGGACUGCUAGAGAACACCAGCAUUGGCAUCAACCAUAAUUUGUCGGUGUAUAUUCCUGGCGUAACCAAUGCUGUUGAUGGCCUUGUGGCUGUUCUGGACGUGUCAAUAUUAGAACAGCCAGAGGAAAGUGCCGGAUGGAGAACACGGCCAAAAUUAUGGUUACUCCUACUGACAGUCCUCGGCGUUUCCUCUUUUUCACUAUGACAACCCCUUGUCCUUUCGUUGGCUGGCCAGAGAAAGCUCUCGACCUUUACGUAUCUUUAUGACCACUCACUCCGCCCCUCCCUUACCCCCUCAUACUCACGGCACAGAUAUAGACAAUUGGAUAUCGCACUGCGAAAGAUAUGGACGCUGUUAUAACCACACACCACUGCACCUUAUGUUUACCAGCCACCUAGUUAUUUCUCAGGGAGAGAGAUCUAAUAUUCAUACCCUUUCAUCUUACGACGCGGGAUAAGGUUGUAAUGCAGUGCAGCAGUUACUAACUAGAUAGGAACGGGG
Messenger RNA from Guyanagaster necrorhizus, 1370 nucleotides. RefSeq lists its product as uncharacterized. NCBI's taxonomy places the organism in Eukaryota, Fungi, Basidiomycota, Agaricomycetes, Agaricales, Physalacriaceae. The transcript is spliced from 8 exons. The record is from RefSeq and is a predicted model, not a curated record. The coding region runs from base 159 to 1073 and encodes 304 amino acids.